Molecule: messenger RNA, 946 nt
Organism: Spirodela intermedia
Lineage: Eukaryota; Viridiplantae; Streptophyta; Magnoliopsida; Alismatales; Araceae
Source: the annotation of a GenBank genome assembly
AUGAUAUUUACUAGAGAUGAUUUGUUAGAAAUAGAAAUGUUAAAUGAUAAAUUAUCUACAUGCUUCAAAAUUAAAAGACUAGGAAAUUUAAAGUACUUUCUUGGUAUGGAAAUUGUAUAUUCUAGGUGUGGUAUUUUCUUACCUCAGUUGAAAUAGACUUUAGAUUUACUUAAAGAAACCGGAACUAGUGGCAGUAAACCGGCAACCACUCUCAUUGACCCUGACGGGAAAUUGGGUUGAGGUGAAGAUAGUCCACCAGUUGAUAGAAGAAGAUACCAAAGGCUGAUUGGUAAACUAAUUUAUUUAUCUCACACUCAACCAGAUAUUACCUACACAAUAGGAUUAUUGAGUCAAUUUAUGCAUGAUCUUAGAGAAGUACAUAAUGCAGCAGCAAGACGAGUACUUUUUUAUUUAAAGGGUACAUCAGGUUACGGCCUAUUAUUUCAACCACAUGGGCAUACUAAUGUAGAAAAUAUUCACUGAUACUAACUAUGCAAGUUCUGUUGUAGACAGACGAUCUACUUCAGGGUACUAUUCAUUCUUAGGAGGAAACCUAAUCAUGUGGUGCGACAAGAAGCAGCCAGUGGUUUCAAGAUCUAGUGUAGAGUCUGAACUUCGAGCAAUGACACAAGGAUUGUGUGAAGUAUUAUGGAUUAAAGGGAUUUUGGAAGACCUUAAAAUCCAAUAUGAUUCACCCACAAAACUCUUCUGUGACAACAAGUUAACUAUAGAUAUUGCUCACAAUCCAAUACAUCAUGAUCGGACCAAGCACGUGGAAGUAAAUUGCCAUUUCAUCAAAGAGAAGAUAAAGAAUGGGAUCCUCACUAUCCAACAUAUCAGGUCUGAGGAGCAAUGUGCAUACAUCUUCACCAAAGGAUUAUAUGGACCUACUAUGAGAAGAUUGUUAGGUAAGUUGGGGAUGGAGAAUAUUCAUUCUCCAACUUGA